CCAAUCUCAUCCUCCAAUUCGGGUGUACCUAGAAGGCUAAUAUUGCAGUUGCGUUCCUCCGACCCACAUCACGAACAAGGAAGUACUUAUAUCUGCUGCGCUUGCAUUAAUCAAAUUUUUAUAUCUAUCCAAGUUUCCCCCAACUUUUGUCUGUAUCUUAAUUCAUUACAUCACUACAUCAUGUCAAGCCCUGCCCAGAGCGUCAACUCCUCCAAGUGUGGUCGUCCACCCAACUCCGCUUACAUAGAAUUGAUGAAGCCCAACGAAGACUGGAGAACCAUGGAAGAUGCUACAGAAAGGAGAAGAGUUCAGAACCGUCUCGCACAGAGGGCCUACCGGCGCAACCUCCGGGACAAAAAUACGGAAGUGCAAUUGCUCAAGCAACAACUCCAAAGAUAUCGCGAUUCCAAUGGUGGCAGCCCUGGGUCCCAUUUCAGUCCAUCUCCCUACCAGAGCCCCAGUCCGGUUUGGAUGCCUUCCAACACAAGCAGCUGUGACAGCAGUUUCAACGACCAAUGCCUCCAGAACAACAAAAACAAUGAUAAUGGCAUCCAAGUUUCCGAGGCCAAUAGCGAUCAUCUAUUCCAAAGAUCAGCUGCGAUUCCAGACGCACAUAACAACGAUGCAGUCCAUGACCAUACCAACAACAACAUGGAGUCCGAUCGCUCAGGCUCUAGCCGCUGGACAGACGGUUACAUGUUCAUGGAACCUGACGAACCAAUUCACAGUCCGAAUACAUCACCGGCAGACGACACCCUUUCCAUGGCAAAUUUUCCCUAUACCAACACUGGUAUCAUAGAGUUAGCCCACCCAUGCACGACAGCAAACUAUCACACAAACACAUGGUACGAAACGGGAGAACAAUCAAGGAUACCUAUGACUUCACCUGACUUGGUUCACGAACCAGAGGAAGCUGUGGCAGAAUUCACGUCUUGUGUCCCUCUCGGUGUUUCGGCAAAUCUAGAGCGCCCUGAUUGCGUAGAAGAAAAUUACCACGUGGAAUCUGUCUCUGCCAUGCUCCCAUUCUCGCUGCCGCCAGUUGCAAGCUCCAAGAGGAAACUGGAAGUUCCUGUGGAUUCCAGCGCGUCACUCCUUCAUCUCGCGGUUGCGAGUGGCCAGUUGGAAACAGUGCGACUAAUUAUAAAACACGAGGACCAUUUGACCAUGGAACGAGAUAGCAGGGGCUACACACCUAUUCAGAUUGCGAUUAUGUCUGGACAGACAGAAAUAGUGAAACUGCUCUUAGAACACGAAGGGAGCUCUUAA
Messenger RNA from Periconia digitata, 1266 nucleotides. The record is from the annotation of a GenBank genome assembly. Lineage: Eukaryota; Fungi; Ascomycota; Dothideomycetes; Pleosporales; Periconiaceae.